Penicillium canariense is the source of this 513-nucleotide messenger RNA. RefSeq lists its product as uncharacterized. The transcript has 4 exons. NCBI's taxonomy places the organism in Eukaryota, Fungi, Ascomycota, Eurotiomycetes, Eurotiales, Aspergillaceae. The record is from RefSeq and is a predicted model, not a curated record. Bases 1 to 513 code for a protein of 170 amino acids.
AUGGGGAAGCCUAAACAUGACAAGUCCCUGACGCACGAGGAGAUCUGGGACGAUUCUGCCUUGGUGCAGUCCUGGGAUGAGGCGGUUGAAGAAUACAAGCUUUAUCAUAGCAUUCACGCGAAAGGCGAGAAUGUUGAAGAUGUUCUGAGAGAGGCUGAAGCAGCAGGUCUCUCUGAGCAAGAUGUCGUUCUUGAAGGAGGCGAGGUGGUAGCCGAUGACGCUAUGGAAACCGACACUAAGCAGACUGAUGCGCAACUUGACCAAACAGCUGCGAAUUUCGAACAGGCUACUCAACCUCCUGGUCAUCCUCCACAGCACUCUGCUGAAGAAGGAUCUGGGCCGGCUGCCGGCCCAGCCUCAACCUUCCCCGCAGGCGCGAUGCCUAUGCCUGAAGCGGUCCUCCCUCAUAUUCAAGAUGAAGGUCUAAAACGUCUCAUGAUGUCUUGGUACUUUGCAGGGUACUAUACCGGCUUGUACCAGGGACAGCAACAAGCCAGCCAGGCGAAAAGCUGA